Messenger RNA from Pseudozyma flocculosa PF-1, 1404 nucleotides. RefSeq lists its product as uncharacterized. The transcript has a single exon. Bases 1 to 1404 code for a protein of 467 amino acids. Gene Ontology annotation, biological process: carbohydrate metabolic process. The record is from RefSeq and is a predicted model, not a curated record. NCBI's taxonomy places the organism in Eukaryota, Fungi, Basidiomycota, Ustilaginomycetes, Ustilaginales, Ustilaginaceae. Gene Ontology annotation, cellular component: membrane. Gene Ontology annotation, molecular function: chitin deacetylase activity.
AUGCGCGUCUCGACUGUCGCCCUCGGAGCCCUCGCGCUCGCCGCCCCCCUGGCCUCGGCCAAGGCCCACAGCCGACGCGGCUUCUCCGUCGAGCGUCGCGACCAUCCCAGCGGCGCUGACCUCUACGAGAUGGCCAAGCGCCAGCUUCCCGCCACCAGCAAGAACGGCAUGCCCUACCCCGAGGCCGGCGCCAACCCGCCUCCGGAGAGCAGCCUGCCCAAGGAGUGGAUCGACCGCUACAACGAGAAGAAGGCCGCCGGCCUCAUCCCCAACAUCCCGCCUUCGCUCUACAGCGAGGGCACGGGCGUCACCGGCUACCCUCCCGGCACUGACCUCAAGGCCGCCUGCUCCUGGACGCUGAGCAAGUGCGACACGGGCGACCUGUGGCUCGCUCCCGAGAACAGCGUCGCCAUCACCUUCGACGACGGCCCCACGCCCCAGUCGCCCGACCUCAUCAAGUACCUCAACGACAACAACCAGCGCGCCACCCACUUCCUCAUCGGCUCGGCCGCCGUCUGGAACGCCGACAUCAUGGACCAGUAUGUCAAGGCCGACCCGCCGAUGCACCUCGGCGUCCACACCUGGUCGCACAGCAUCCAGACGAGCAAGACGGACAUGGAGAUCCUCGGCGACCUCGGCUGGACCUCGCAGAUCAUCUACGACCUCACCGGAAAGGUCCCCAUGUACUUCCGCCCUCCCGAGGGCGACGUCGACGCCCGUGUCCGCGCCAUCGCCAAGGAGGUCUUUGGUCUCCAGACCGUCAUGUGGAACAAGGACGCUGACGACUGGUGCCUGCGCCAGGGUACCGGCACCGCCCAGAUGGACGUCUGCACGACGGGCGUCGGCAAGGACCAGGACUCGGUCGUCAAGGAGAUGGAGAGCUGGGCCAAGGCCACCAGCAAGAAGGGCUUCAUCUCGCUCGAGCACGAGACGACGGACCAGGCCAUCAACGCGUUCAAGAAGUACCACAAGGCGCUCAAGGACAACAACUGGAACGUCAUGUCGGUCCCGGACCUCCAGGGCCUGCCCUACUACCAGAACCAGUGGAACCUGACCACCAAGGUCGAGGACGUCAAGUCGAUCCUGCCCACGCGCAAGGCCAUCGACAUUGUCAACUCGGACGCGGCCCGCGGAAGCCCCCAGGCUCCCGACGUCUCUGCCUUUGCCGACCUCGACGGAAGCGGCCACGCCUCGGCCGGCAAGUCGUCGUCGUCGUCUUCGUCGUCGUCGGCCAAGUCGUCGGCUGCUUCCGGUUCGGGCUCGUCGAGCGGAUCCACCUCGUCCCAGAGCGCCUCCAGCAGCAAGCAGAGCCAGACCUCGACCUCGGGUGCCGCCCAGUCUGGCGCUCUCCUCUCGACUGCUGGCCUCGCCUCGGUCGCCGCCGUCGUUGCUCUCUUCCUCUAA